Molecule: messenger RNA, 1484 nt
Organism: Dreissena polymorpha
Lineage: Eukaryota; Metazoa; Mollusca; Bivalvia; Myida; Dreissenidae
Exons: 3
Coding region: 36-1484 (482 amino acids)
Source: RefSeq, a predicted model, not a curated record
UGCGUUUGCUUGUGUCGUUUGAUCAAGAUUUCAAAAUGGCAGAAGGAGGCAUGGUGUAUACGUGGUCAGAGACUGGAAGCGAUCAUAGACACAGCGGCAUGUACAGCCGUCACUCUCGAAAUUAUGUGGAAAGUGUGUCCAUAGAGAUCUGUACUAUAAUGACCCGGCUUGGGUACGGCGAGAUGAUGAGACGGUGGCGCGUUAAGAAGUACAGGGAGUAUAACAGGCUGGUGAAUGCACCAUAUUUGAAAAAACAAGGAAACGCAGCUACAUACAUGUAUAUCACAGCUGGGAGCAAGGCAGAGGGACUGACCUGCUAUUUGGAAAGCGACUGGGACCAAUUAUGGGUGCUGACGAAUGUCCUCUGUGUGGAAGCUGAUAUCAAUCUGCUCACUAUUUCAGACGACAUAGAUGUGUUUAGGAUGGAUACGAUGGAUACACGUGUAUAUCCAGGGCACUGCAGACUGUUACAAGAGAGACCAGCUGCUCAUGCACGUCAUGAUAUAAUUACCGAGGCUCUGUGUGAUAAUGGAUAUGGGGGCGUCCUAUUAAGUAGUAGCUUAUUGCUAGAUGCAUAUUCGGAAAGUACAUUAACACAUGAUGCAAAUGUGGAGCAUCAUGAACGAGCCGGGCCGUCGAUUCCUGAAACAUUAACAGGUGUACUUCAUGUUGACAAGGUAUUCGCACUACAGUGUUACUGCCCCAGCAUCCUACAGAGAUGGGCUGACAGACGACGUAAUUGGCCAUCACCAACUAUAGUUCAGAAAGUAGUAUCAUUAGGAGCCUUGGUUACUCCGGUAGGGUUUAAGGGAAGCGAUUACAAGCACGUGGAGUGGAGGAUUUGUUUCAACACCGGCGAGGCAGAACUUGUAAACAACCUUAACGACACACAAGCAAAAGUAUAUGUCAUUCUUAAAAUGAUCCUCAGAGAUAUAAUAAAACCAAAUAAUAAAGAAAUAACAUCGUACGUGUUGAAAAACAUCAUAUUAUGGCAAGCUGAAAAUACUCCACAGACAGAGUUUCAUUCACGCAGCUUACUUUACUGGUUGCAUGACGGACUGAAAAAACUUAGGACUGCUAUUGAGAAAAAACGACUUUGCUAUUACAUGAUUCCGGAAAGAAAUCUUAUGGAAGCCUGUGGUAUGCAUGAUUACCAGCAACAUAAAUGGGUAGCAGAUAUCACGGACAUGCUAGAGGAAGGGCCCAAUGUAAUCUUGAGACUGGAGAAGAUAAGAAAGGCGAUUGUCGCGUCCCCAGAGCCGAUGAUGUGGUUCAGCAAGACAAGGAUGGAGCUAGAGAUGCUGCAGCUGGAGGGCGAAAUCCGCUCCAUUGUAAUUGAAGAGAAUAAUGGGGAGGUGGAUGACUCGGAAUCCAUAUUUGAGAAACGCCAGUACUAUCUAUUGAUACAGGUUGCGCAACGAAUGUUCUUAAAAGUCAGUUCUGCAAAUCAACUGAUUGAUAUUCAAGACAGAAUGCUUAUGUGA